Messenger RNA from Herpailurus yagouaroundi (jaguarundi), 1333 nucleotides. RefSeq names its product succinate-CoA ligase GDP-forming subunit beta (gene SUCLG2). Gene Ontology annotation, cellular component: succinate-CoA ligase complex; mitochondrion. NCBI's taxonomy places the organism in Eukaryota, Metazoa, Chordata, Mammalia, Carnivora, Felidae. The record is from RefSeq and is a predicted model, not a curated record. Gene Ontology annotation, biological process: tricarboxylic acid cycle; succinyl-CoA metabolic process. Bases 86 to 1318 code for a protein of 410 amino acids. Gene Ontology annotation, molecular function: succinate-CoA ligase (GDP-forming) activity; ATP binding. The transcript is spliced from 9 exons.
CCCCUCUCCUCCUCCUCCCUCCUCCUCCUCCGACCUCGGCCGCCCGCGCGCAGUCGGCUCCCCCGCGCCGAGUUUCCUGUUUAAGAUGGCGUCCCCCGUGGCAGCGCAGGCCCGGAAGCUUCUGCGAGACCUGGCGCUCCGGCCCCCGCUGCUGGCGGCCAGGUCCCAGGCAGUGCAGUUAACCCCCCGAAGAUGGCUGAACCUGCAGGAAUACCAGAGCAAGAAACUGAUGUCUGACAAUGGAGUGAAAGUUCAAAGAUUCUUUGUAGCAGACAGUGCGAACGAAGCUCUGGAGGCUGCUAAGAGACUAAAUGCAAAAGAAAUUGUUUUGAAAGCCCAGAUCUUAGCUGGAGGAAGAGGAAAAGGUGUCUUCAGUAGCGGUUUGAAAGGAGGCGUUCAUUUAACAAAAGACCCUCAAGUUGUAGGCCAGCUGGCUAAACAGAUGAUUGGGUAUAAUCUAGCAACAAAACAAACUCCAAAAGAAGGUGUGAAAGUUAACAAGGUGAUGGUUGCUGAAGCCUUGGACAUUUCCCGAGAAACCUACUUGGCCAUUCUGAUGGACCGGUCCUGCAAUGGCCCCGUGCUGGUGGGCAGCCCUCAGGGGGGCGUUGACAUCGAAGAGGUGGCUGCUUCGAAUCCAGAGCUUAUUUUUAAGGAAGAAAUCGACAUUAUUGAGGGGAUAAAGGACAGCCAAGCUCAGAGGAUGGCAGAAAACCUAGGCUUCCUUGGGCCUUUGAAAAACCAGGCUGCAGACCAAAUUAAGAAGCUGUAUAAUCUCUUCCUGAAAAUUGAUGCCACUCAGGUGGAAGUGAAUCCCUUUGGUGAAACCCCAGAAGGACAAGUUGUCUGCUUUGAUGCAAAAAUAAACUUUGAUGACAAUGCAGAAUUUCGACAAAAGGACAUAUUUGCUCUGGAUGACAAAUCAGAGAAUGAACCCAUUGAAAACGAAGCAGCCAAAUAUGAUCUAAAAUAUAUAGGAUUGGAUGGGAACAUUGCCUGCUUUGUGAAUGGUGCUGGCCUUGCCAUGGCUACUUGUGACAUCAUCUUCUUGAAUGGUGGGAAGCCAGCCAACUUUUUGGAUCUUGGUGGUGGAGUAAAGGAAGCUCAAGUGUAUCAAGCCUUCAAACUGCUCACAGCCGACCCUAAGGUAACCUGUCGUUGUAGGCAGAUGGCGUCAUGUUCUGAUUUUUCGCCAUCAAGAGCCACCUCUUUCCUACUGCUAAAGGAUAAUAAGCCACACAUUUAUUUUGUAGCCCUAGAUGCAAAUCCUGCCUUAGAUCUGAUUGUAAUACACAAUGAUUUGACUCGUUUCAGGUGAAAGGCUAAUAAGUAC